Molecule: messenger RNA, 3848 nt
Organism: Mobula hypostoma (lesser devil ray)
Lineage: Eukaryota; Metazoa; Chordata; Chondrichthyes; Myliobatiformes; Myliobatidae
Exons: 6
Coding region: 101-1273 (390 amino acids)
Source: RefSeq, a predicted model, not a curated record
UGUGCUCACAACGCCUACACACGUUCUCAGACGGGUCACAACCAACAACCGGCUGCAAGCAGAAGCCAGUCCUAUCGAACACGGCAGUUGCUGGAGAGAUAUGGCCUUCGGGUGGUUUCUCAUCUCCCUCUGGCUGACACUGUCCAUCUCAGAGCCUGGGACUGGGGAUUCCUCUACCACUGUGAACGGAGCUCUGGGACGCUCGGUCUCCUUACUUCCUGGGAUCCCAGUCGGAGAAGACAUUGCUCAGCUUGUGUGGAGACGGUUCUCACCCAGAGCGAAGAUAGUGUCAUAUUCAAACAAGAUCAGUGACUAUUACGGAUCUGAGGAGUACAAGCGACGGAUAACUCUUCAUCCCGGGAACUUCGGUCUGGAAAUCCGUGAUCUACAGAAAAGUGACUCUGAUGUUUAUGAGGUGUCUGUUACAGCAAGUACAGGAGCACAGACUCAGAACAAAAUGCGACUGGAGGUGUACGGUCCUGUGUCAGGUACAGUCAUCAUGGUUCAGUACAUCGCCAAGACUUGCAAUAUCACCUUGAUCUGCUCUGAAGAUUCAGGCAACUCCACCUUCAGGUGGUGGAGGGGAGGAGAAGUUGUGGGAACUGGCAGCCACUAUCACCUCCAGCGGCAUGGAGAGGCGAAAGGGGAUAAAGAAGUCCUGUAUGAGUGUGAGGCCCGGAACCCCGUCAGUAACGAAAUGGCAGAGGUCUGGCUGGGAGACAUCUGUGGAAAGAACAAAUCUGAUGAGAUUCCCGUCGUGGAAGGUGCCCUCGGAGAAGUGGCUUGGUUAACUUUUGAGAUCCCAGAAGCGGCAAACAUUACCAAUGUUGUGUGGAGAAUAUUAUCAAACUCAACCAAGAUAGCAGAAUGCAUGAAUGGGAAAUCGACAUAUCUCGAUACUAAAAAGUACAAGCAACGGAUAGGCUGUCAUCCAGCAGACUAUAGUUUAAUAAUCCAUGAUCUACAGAAAGAGGACACUGACGUUUAUGAGGUGAUUGUUACAACAAGUUCAGGAACACGGACUAAGAGGAAAGUGCAACUGAAGGUAGCUGAUCCAGAUCACAGAAAAUCAGACAAUGGUUGGAAGGUUGCCACCGCGAUCCUCAUCGUGAUCCUCAUCGUGAUCUCCUUCGUGAUCGUCAUUCUGUAUCUGGGUGAUGAUAAAAGCUGCAUAAAGCUGCAUCAUUCUCGCUCACAUGGGGAUGAAAGCCAAGGGGAGGGCCAGGCUUUGAAGAAUCAUGAGAAGAAGGCUGCAACCAAUGCCUCGGAAUAGAACCCAGCUCACAGAUACCCCCUCCAUCGGGACAGCGAGCACCUCUCCAAACCCAAUCACUGGGAAAUGAUGGCCAGCCCCUCCUGGCCCCACAAGCACAGAGGGUGUGUGUAGGGGGUGGUCCUCCCCUCUCCUGGAACCCCUGCCUUUGUUCAACAAUUCCAAAUUGCUUUAUAUACUGUGCGUUCUGCAGUGACUGGUGAUAACCCCACUCCCGGAUCUGGGAUCCUCUCUACUGCACAGAGGCCCGUGUCCAUAACUUGUCUGCCUGUCUCUCCCUCCCUUUCCUCCCUGCUGCUCAGAUCUAACCCUGCCCACCUUUCCUCCUGACUCUUAUGCUCAGAAUUUACAACUUUCUUGCCCUCUCUCAGUAUCCUCUCCUGUGUCCCCACCCAAAGCCCUGUGUCAACAUCAUUCCCCAGCAUCCCCACACAUCUCCAGGUAGUCCCCACACUCUGUCAUCACAGAAUGCUCCGUUCAUGUUCUCACCUUUUUUCUCGUCCCCUAACCCACCUGGGUAAAGUCCAUAAGAUCACAAGACAUUGGUACAGAAUCAGGCCAUUCAGCCCAUCGAGUCAGCUCAAGGCUGUUUGAUCAAGGCUGGUCCAUUUCCCUCUCAAUCCCAUUCUUCUGCCUUCUCCACAUAAUCUUCCAUGCCCUGACUUAUCAAGAAUUCACCAACCUCAGCCUUAAAUACACUCAAUGAUCUGGCCUCCAAAGCCACCAGUGGUAACAAAUUCCACAGAUGCAACACCCUCUGGCUAAAGAAAUACCUCCUCAUCUCCUUUUCAAAUAGACAUCUCUCUAUUCUGACAUUGUGACCUCUAGUCCUGUACACUCCCACAAUCAGAAACAUCGCAUCCAGUCUAUCUAGUACUUUCAACAUUCAAUAGGUUAGAAUGAGGUCCUCCUUCAUUCUUCUAAAUUUCAGUGAGUACUGUUCCAGAGCUAUCGAAUGCUGCUCAUAUGAUAAGACUCUCAAGUCCAGAAACAUUUUCUGAACCUCCUCUGAACCCUCUCCAAUGUCAGUACAUCUUUUCAUAGAAAAGUGCCUCCAACUGUUGACGAUACUGGAAAUGAGGCAAACCAGCCUCAGCUUUACAUCCUUGUUUUUAUAUUCUAGUUCUCUUAAAAUCAAUGUUAACAUUGCAGAUGCCUUCCUCACCACAAACUUAAACUGCAAGUUAACCUUUAGAGAAUCCUGCACAAGGAAUCACAUUUCUCUAGGGUUUUGGCCUGAAACAUCAAUUGUACUCGUUUCCAUAGAUGAGUUGCUUGGAUCUCCAGCAUCUGCAGAGUUACUCUUGUUUGUGGUUGUAUUCCCUUUGCACUUUGCAUUUAUGAAUUUUCUCCCCGUUUAGAAAAUAGUCUACCAUUUUAUUCCUCCUCCCAAAGUGCAUGACCAUUUAGUUCCCGACACGAUGUUCCAUCUGGCACUUCUUUGCCCGGUCUCCUCAUCUGUCCAUCUUUCUGCAGCCCCUCUGCCUCUGCAACACUAUCUGCCCCUCUAACUACCUUCAUAUCAUCCACAAACUUGCCCACAAAGCCAUCAGUUCCAUCAUCCAAAUCAUUGAUAUACAACGUGAAAAGAAUAAGUCCCAAUAUCGCUACCUGUGGAACACAAUUUGCCAGCAGCAGCCAAUCAAAAAUGUUCACUGUAUUCAUACUUCUUGUCUCCUUCUAAUUAUCCAAUGAUCUUCCAAUCCUAUGUCAUCUCUUUCCAAGGAUAUGAUUUAUUUUUUAUCAACGGGCUGUGCUACACCCUCUGCCUAACCGCCUGUCAUUUCAAUACAAUCUGUGUCCAUGGAUGUGAAGCUCCCAACAAUAACUUUCUUUCAGUUAUGACUCAGUGAUGCCCACAACAUCAUACCUGUCAAUCUCUAACUGUGCUACAAGACCGCCUAUCUUAUUUUGCAUGCAGCGUGUAUUCAAAUAUAACACCUUCAGUUAGCUGUUUUCCCUUUGAUAAACUUGUCAUCCCCAGCUGAUCAAUCGCACUGAGCUUCACAAUGUACUGCGGCCCCCACACUGUAACUUCCUGUUCCCCAUCCCACAACCCCUCCCGGGACAUCCCUUCCAAUUCUCAUUGCCUGAUUAACCAUUGACAUCCUGGAGGACAGUCCCAGAGGUUGGAGCCGAGGGUGGAGUCUGUGCAAAACCCAGGAUGUCGGAUGUUGUGGAGGAUCCUGUGAAGCCUCUCCCAAGAUUCUGGGGCUGUGGACGGCCACACACUGCAAGUGGUUUAUUGUUAAUAUUGUGUGCUCCCUGCCAACAUGAACCAGUGAAGUUUUCACCAGUGAAAUCACGCUCAGACUUUCAGCCCGAGAGACUGGUAAUGAGGUAUCGGGCAGAGGGCACAUUUUUUAUCUGUGCACUGUCAAAUUUAAUAGCUUGGCCAGGAUCUGUGGAGAGUUAAUGUUUCAGGUCACACACGUCUCUCUCCACAGGUGCUGCCUGACUUGCCUCAGGCUUCCAGCAGUUCCUGAUUUUCCUAGAGAUUUCCAGCUUGUACAAUUGCUUUAUAUUUACUGCUUGAGAUUGUCUACUUUAUAAUAAAUUCUUCUACAAUAUUUUC